Molecule: messenger RNA, 1709 nt
Organism: Lotus japonicus
Lineage: Eukaryota; Viridiplantae; Streptophyta; Magnoliopsida; Fabales; Fabaceae
Product: aspartic proteinase PCS1
Exons: 1
Coding region: 136-1482 (448 amino acids)
Biological process (GO): proteolysis
Cellular component (GO): extracellular region
Molecular function (GO): aspartic-type endopeptidase activity
Source: RefSeq, a predicted model, not a curated record
GCGUUUCUUUGUUCCCCCUCACCUCUUCUCUUUCCGCCCCAUUCCAUUUUGUACCACUACUUUUCCACCUAUAUAAAUACAACACAACACAAACCCAACCUCCAACAACAAAUUAAAACACUCACUCUCUCAACAAUGGCUCUGUUUCUCUUCCUCUUCUCCUUUUUUCUACUCUCUGUUAACCCCUCAGUUCAGUCCAACACUACCAACAACCCAAAACCACUCUCACUCUCUUUCCCUCUUACAUCACUUCCUCUUUCUACCAACACCACCUCAAAACUGCUCUACACCUCUCUGUUUUCAUCUUCUAAACACACCACCCCACAUUUCAAAACACCACCAUCUUCAUCAUCACAACACAGUGACAGGUUCUCUUUGAAAUACUCCAUGGCUCUCAUAGUGUCUCUCCCCAUAGGGACCCCACCACAGGUUCAACAAAUGGUGCUCGACACUGGAAGCCAGCUGUCAUGGAUUCAGUGUCGUCAUCAUAACCGAAACGCGCCUCCUCCAACGGCGUCGUUUAACCCUUCUCUCUCUUCCACUUUCUCUAUCCUCCCAUGCUCUCACCCUCUCUGCAAACCGCGAAUUCCCGAUUUUACCCUCCCAACCUCCUGCGACCAGAACCGCCUCUGCCACUACUCUUACUUCUACGCCGACGGGACCUACGCCGAGGGCAAUCUCGUCCGGGAGAAAUUCACCUUCUCUCGUUCCCGUGUUACCCCUCCCCUCAUCCUCGGUUGCGCCACUGAGUCCACCGAUGCCAGGGGCAUUUUGGGAAUGAAUCUCGGACGGUUAUCCUUCGCCUCACAAUCCAAGAUCACGAAAUUCUCAUACUGCGUCCCUUCCCGGAAUACCCGACCCGGAUCAGUCCCGACCGGGUCGUUCUACCUCGGCAACAACCCGAGCUCAAGCGGGUUCAGGUUUGUCUCGAUGCUGAGUUUUCCUCAGCGUCAGCGCAUGCCGAACCUUGAUCCCUUAGCCUACACCGUCGCGCUGCGGGGGAUAAGCGUCGGCGGGAAGAAACUUCCCAUCUCUCCGGCGGUUUUCACGGCGGAUGCCGGCGGGUCGGGUCAGACAAUGGUUGAUUCCGGAUCCGAGUUCACGUACUUGGUUAGCGCAGCAUAUGAUAAGGUGCGGGAGGCAGUAGUGAGGGCUGUGGGCUCCAGGAUGAAGAAGGGGUACGUGUACGGUGGGAUAGCUGACAUGUGUUUCAACAGUAGAGAUGCGGUUCAGAUCGGACGGUUGAUAGGGGAGAUGGUGUUUGAAUUUGAAAAGGGGGUGGAGAUUGUGGUUCCAAAAGAGAGGGUGCUUGCUGACGUGGGAGGUGGGAUCCACUGCAUUGGGAUUGGGAACUCUGAUAAAUUGGGUGCGCCCAGUAACAUUAUAGGGAAUUUUCAUCAACAGAAUCUGUGGGUUGAGUUUGAUCUGGCCAAUCGUAGAGUGGGUUUUGGUAGAGCUGAUUGUAGCAGAUUGGCUAAGUAGAGAGGAGAGUAAAAGAUUUGGUAGGUGAUGGUGCAUGUUGCCUUCAUGUGUCUGCUUGAGCAAAAUUAUUGAUGAGGAAAAUGUGAUCAUUGAUCAUCAGUGCGAUGAUAGUGAUGAAAUCCUACGGUCAUGGAUCGAAGUAACGAGACGGUUGUAUAUACGAGGAUUAGAUGUUAUGUAUCAAAUUUAUUUUAAUAUUAAUGUUAUUAUAUGAUUUUUUGAAGAAA